UAUUGUGAUUAAUUGUAAUAAACUAUACUGCACUUUAAGGUUCAAAAAAAAAAAAAAAACAGAAAAAACAGAAAAUAUGACUUUAUUUUUGAGUUUCUUUUUUUUAUUAAGUUUUAAUGUGAUAAUUUUCAAUCUGCCCUCGUCGCAAGGAAAUUCUUCAGGAUACUAUCAAUCGACAUUAAGUCAAGUACUUACGCCUUCUGAACGCUUAACAUAUAUAAUAUUUGGUACUUUGCCGAAUAGGAUUUACUACUCUUAUUCGAAAGGUUCAUACGUGGUAAGAGGACAGCCAGGUGGAUAUAAAAAUGACCUAAGAAGACAAAGAGGAAAGGACAGAGAGGGUUAUAAAGUCAUGCCUCGAUGGAAGUAUUACUUGAGUAAAUUGUCACCGGUUAGUCUUAUUAAAUCUGGAAUGCAAUAUGCUUCGAUGGCGAAAGCUUUACUUGGGUUUGGAAGAGGUUUUAAAGAUUUCGACGAUUCCAUGGGUAAUAUGGGUGACUUAGAAAAUCCUGAUGAUGAUCCAAAUAAUGAUGAAGAUAGUGAUUUAGAAGAUGAUGCAAUAGAUGAUGCAAAUAAUGAUGAAAAUGGUGGUAAUAAUAAUGAAAAAGGUUCGUCUGGAAUGGUCUCAUCGUUACCGACGCUUCCGACUGAUCUACUUUCACCACUAUAUGACGUUUCUAACGAUAACAAAAAAGAAGAUGAUAAAGACGAUGACUCGGUAGGCUAUUCAAAAAUGGCCAAAAAUGCAUUGCAAAGUGACACUGCCAAAAACCUUGUAAAAACUGGAAUCAGCCUUUUAGUACCUGGAGGACCAGCGAUUGUAGCUGCAAUGGAUGCUAGUUCGAAAUUAGGAGGAGCAACUGACGCAAUUGGGAAGGUACCCAAAUUGAAAUAAUAAUCAUUCUUACUAUUAUUUGUAAUUACAAUUCAAAUAUUUUUAAUUUUGAAAAUCUUAAAGAAAAUUUUGAUGUUAAUUGAUAGUUGACUAAUUUUAAAUAUUAUAUUUUCAUGUGUUUGUAAUUAUUAUACUAUACGGUAAUUAAAAUUAAUUUAAAUGGUAAUAAUUUUAAAAAAAAAAAUGUUAAAUAUUUUUUUAACCUC
This is a messenger RNA of Rhopalosiphum maidis (corn leaf aphid), 1101 nucleotides long. RefSeq lists its product as uncharacterized. The transcript has 2 exons. NCBI's taxonomy places the organism in Eukaryota, Metazoa, Arthropoda, Insecta, Hemiptera, Aphididae. The coding region runs from base 77 to 895 and encodes 272 amino acids. The record is from RefSeq and is a predicted model, not a curated record.